Molecule: messenger RNA, 1522 nt
Organism: Prorocentrum cordatum
Lineage: Eukaryota; Dinophyceae; Prorocentrales; Prorocentraceae
Source: the annotation of a GenBank genome assembly
GUCGUCCACUGAUGCUGCCUUCGACCUGGCCCUCGAGAAGGAGACGGCCCACCUCACGGGCGACCACGCCCUGAUCGUGCUGCUGGACAUGCUCAAGUGCUACGAGAUGGUUCGGCACCAGGCGCUGCUCGAUGAGUGCAGGGCCAACCAGUAUCCCAUGAGGCUGGCGUACAUGCUCGUGCUGCUCUACCAGCAGGAGCGCACGAUCUUCGCUUACAACUCUUUCUCGGAGGCGAAGCAGGCCUGCCAGGGCAUCCUGGCUGGGUGCACUCAUGCCACGACGCUGCUGAUGGUACUGUUGACACGUGCUCUACGCAUGACUGCUCGGAUCGCGCCUGAGGUCCGACCACGUGACUUGGUGGACGACGUGGCACUGUCCUGGACGGGUGCCGAUGCCCGAGGUGCCCGCAUGCUGGCGUCCGCCACGCGAGUGUUCUGCGAGGCGGUCAAACCACUCGGUCUUCUGCUGCAGCUGGACAAGUCUGGGCACCUGGCAGUCACGCGGCAGUCGAAGUAUCAUUUUCGCCAGUUUGCCAAGAUGCUCAAGAUUGGAGGCAAGCGUCACAUGCGCUACCUGGGCCACGACCUCGCCGCCAGUGCUGCCGUGCGCAAUGUCCAGAAGGACCGCCUCGAGAAGAUGGAUGCUCGGCGUCCUCGGCUGAAGGCGUUGCAGAAGGGUGCUGGACGUUGGCGCUCGGCGCGCCUUUGGACUACGGGCGCGCUGCCGUCGGUCGGCCACGGAGCGGCGGUCAGCGGCAUCAACGACGGCGAGCUGAAGCAGAUGCGCAGUGUUGCUGGCAGUUUCUGUGGCUUCAGUGGCAGCGGCUCUCUUACUCUGUACCUGGCGGUUCAGAAGCAGCGCAAUUUCGACCCGAUCUACCAUGCCACCUGCAGCCUGUUGCAGCAGUACUCUGCCUGGGUGUGGGCAGCGUGCGGCUCUCUCGCCAGGUUGCAGAGGGCCUGGAUGGCGCUGAAGGACCAGUUCGAGGCUGCUCGCGGCGCGGUCACUUGGGCCAGCGCUCGAGGUCCGAUCUCGGCCCUCUGGCUGACUCUGCGCAGGGUCGGGUGGGACAUGGCCAGUGCCACGGUCCGCGUGGACGACACGGGCGUUGGCAUCGACUUGCUCAGGGUUAGUCCCAGCGAAGUGCUGCACUACAUGUACCUGAGCCUCGAGCGCUGGCAAAGUGCGUUGGCCAAGCUCCAGUCAGAUGGCACGUGGACGCCCGCUCGUAGGUGCGAGGCGGGUUGCACGGACAAUGCUGUAUGUGGUUUCUGCGGCCACUCGCCUGCGGACCUCGAGCACGAGAUGUUCUUCUGCUCGGUGCACGAGGCGCAGGAGGGCGAGGAGCAGGGCCCAUACCCUGACGACGUGCUGCAGGUCAGGAAAGACAUCUGGGAGCAGGGCCAGACGGGUGCCGGCGCCGAGUGGGACCUCGCCACGGUCGACCUGCUCUACGCGCUGCCGAUGCGCCCUGAGUUUCGGCCUCCUGAGCCCAGCCUGCUGCCUGUCAAAGAGUGGGGG